This is a messenger RNA of Arvicola amphibius (Eurasian water vole), 1334 nucleotides long. It is a transcript of the gene Nubp2, whose product is annotated as nucleotide binding protein 2. Lineage: Eukaryota; Metazoa; Chordata; Mammalia; Rodentia; Cricetidae. The record is from RefSeq and is a predicted model, not a curated record. Gene Ontology annotation, molecular function: 4 iron, 4 sulfur cluster binding; ATP binding; ATP-dependent FeS chaperone activity. The coding region runs from base 40 to 855 and encodes 271 amino acids. The transcript has 7 exons. Gene Ontology annotation, biological process: iron-sulfur cluster assembly. Gene Ontology annotation, cellular component: cytosol.
GGAAGCGGAAGGGAGUCGAGAGGAGCUGCUGGCGGCGGAAUGGAGGCAGCAGCUGAGCCCGGGAAUCUGGCCGGAGUGCGAAAUAUCAUCCUUGUCCUCUCUGGAAAGGGGGGUGUUGGGAAAAGUACCAUCUCCACGGAGUUGGCCCUGGCGCUGCGCCACCAGGGCAAGAAGGUGGGGAUCCUAGAUGUAGACCUGUGCGGGCCCAGCAUCCCACGCAUGCUCCGUGCCCAAGGCAAGGCAGUGCACCAGUGUGACCAUGGCUGGGUGCCUGUCUUUGUGGAUCAGGAGCAGAGCAUCUCCCUCAUGUCCGUGGGCUUCCUGCUGGAGAACCCUAACGAGGCUGUGGUGUGGAGAGGUCCCAAGAAACAUGCAUUGAUAAAGCAGUUCGUGUCUGACGUGGCCUGGGGAGAGCUGGACUAUCUGGUUGUGGACACACCACCAGGGACUUCUGAUGAGCACAUGGCCACCGUGGAAGCCCUGCGCCCCUACAGGCCCCUGGGGGCCCUUGUGGUCACCACACCACAGGCAGUGUCUGUCGGGGAUGUGAGGCGGGAGCUGACUUUCUGUAGGAAGACUGGGCUGCAGGUCAUAGGGGUCGUGGAGAACAUGAGCGGCUUCGCCUGCCCACACUGCGCUGAGUGCACCAAUGUCUUCUCCAGGGGCGGAGGAGAGGAGCUGGCCCAGCUGGCUGGAGUCCCCUUUUUAGGCUCUGUUCCCCUGGAUCCGCAGCUCACCAGGAGCCUGGAGGAGGGCCGCGACUUCAUCCAGGAGUUCCCCAACAGCGCUGCCUACGCCGCACUCACUUCCAUCGCCCAGAAAGUUCUGCACAGGAUGCCUGCUGUGCACUCCUGACAGCCUCACAGCCUACAGGAACUCUGGGAGCAGGGGGAGAAGAUGUCCUCAGCACUGCCUUGGGACCUACGGUUGCUGGCCUGAGCAAUGGCUGGUCUGUGUGAUGACCUCCAUGCAGACAUCUCCCUGCAGGCCCCAGUGACAUUCCCAGGAAUGUUCGGGCAGAGUUUCUUUACCAUCAGCGGCUUCACCAGACUAGUUUGUAGCUGAGGGGACGGUUUGGGUCCUAGUUUCUUGAGAUGGUCGCAGCCUUAAAUUCCACCCUAUGGGCUUUGUCCAGCCAUAGUUCCCUCCGCCCCAGAUCCACAGGCUGCUCAGACAGCACACUAUACACGAGCUGGCGAGUACGUUCUCCUCCUGACUGACCCUGAGUGCCCACAAGAACUGCGCUGUGGAGCCUUCCGUGAUGCACUGUGUGGUUUACUUGUUAACUUACAGGAGUCUACCAUUAAACUAUCCCCCCCCCACCUUGUGAAGAA